Wasmannia auropunctata (little fire ant) is the source of this 8476-nucleotide messenger RNA. It is a transcript of the gene LRR, whose product is annotated as leucine-rich repeat-containing protein 16A. The transcript is spliced from 24 exons. Gene Ontology annotation, cellular component: lamellipodium; plasma membrane. NCBI's taxonomy places the organism in Eukaryota, Metazoa, Arthropoda, Insecta, Hymenoptera, Formicidae. The record is from RefSeq and is a predicted model, not a curated record. Gene Ontology annotation, biological process: regulation of Arp2/3 complex-mediated actin nucleation; cell migration. Bases 413 to 4840 code for a protein of 1475 amino acids. Gene Ontology annotation, molecular function: protein binding.
CUCAUUCCACUUGCGGAGUAUAUCCCGAGAGGGCGUAACGGGGCACGGGGAAGCUCUCUCGAGGCCGGCGACGAUCUUCGGUAGCGCAUCUCACCUCGCUCGGGUCGGCUUGCUCCGGAGUGCUCCGACAGCUCCGAUGGCCCGGACCGCCUAAAACGCGGCCAUCGUCGGAUUCGUCGGCAUCGUUUGCCGAUCAUCGGUGACCGUCGCGGACCAAUCCGCGGACAGGUGCCAUCAUGGCUGCUACUGUACUGCCCGCUUGUCUCGUCGUGACAUCGCCCUUUGUCCCAACAGUGCUCUCCUAAAUCGGUAUAGAGCAGGGAAAGCGAUCGUGAGAGAAGGAGUGGGACGACGAGGACGACGACACAUUAGAUGGAACGGCGAACUUCAAUGGAAGACUUCAGCUAGCAAAAUGUCAACCCGGUCGCAGCUCACGAAAGAUUUAAACGAAUCGGUGAAAGCGCUACUUGGCAAGCAUGUGAAGAUACUGUUAAAGAACGUGGUGAAAUUGGAAACAAAGCAGGACAAGCAGGAGAAUCGUGUUCUCGUGUUCUCGCCAUGUCGUCUGUUUCUCUUAUCGGCCAAAGUACCCACAAGAAUCGACUGCCAUUUUCAUUACCUAGAAAUAACGGCCAUAGAGUCGAGGAGAGCGAAUCAGCUAUGUUUGACUGUCGGAGAACGAUAUUACAAUUUUACUACAAACAGCGUCGGUGGGGAUACCACGGAAGUGGAUGCUAUGAUAGAGGCCUUACACACGGCGAUUCGAAAUAUCUUCCCUACAGUACCAUUAAAUUACAUUAUACGAAAAAUAGAGGUAAUACCAGCUAGCAGGCUGCAGAGUAUACGAGGGAGCGAGUUAGCUAGGAGCACAGAAGCCACAAGACACACCGGACCUUGCGGCGGCUUCUCGACUCAAUAUGCGUGCAUGUGCGACUUGCACGGCGUACCGUACAGAGAGGAGGUGGCCUGGGACGUUGAUACAAUAUACCUUUCGCACGACACCAGAGAGCUAAAUUUGAGAGACUUCGAUCAUUUAGAUCAGAAGGACUUGGUGCCAAUUAUCUCGGCCUUGGAGUAUAAUACUUGGUUCACAAAAUUGAGGGCAUCCCAUCUCAAACUAAAUCAUGAGCCUCUAGAGAGAUUGUUACAUAUUAUGCGAAGAUCUUUGUCUAUUCAGGAGCUUUAUUUGGAUAAUCUUGGGAUUAAAUGGGAUUUUGCUCAUAAGCUGUCGUUAGCCUUGAUCUCUAACGCUAACACGAUGCUGCAAACGAUAGAUCUAUCGCACAAUAUGAUUGAGGACAAAGGAGCCUCUAGCUUGUGUGGGAUAAUAGCCAAGUUAAUGCAAGGUGGUACUCAUCUGAGCGGCCCUAUUGGCAAGUUGCCUAAAGGUUUACAAAAAUUGAAUUUGUCCCACUGUGGAUUGACCGGGAAAGGUAUAAGCCAAAUAGCGCAUGCAUUAAGCUUGAACAGAAGUAUGCCGACUAGUUUGCGAUAUCUAAAUCUUUCGGAGAAUACCUUGAAGGACGACGUUAAUAAUUUGUGCAAUUUCUUGGCGCAACCUAAUAGUUUAACACAUCUAGAUCUUAGCGGUACGGAUACUACUUUAGAAUGCUUGUUCGGUGCAUUACUACGAGGUUGUGCAACUAAUCUAGUCCAUCUGAAUGUUGCCCGGAAUUCCUUUUCGAGCAAGAAGACCAAAGAAAUACCUCCCAGUUUUAAACAAUUUUUCACGGCGACCCUCUCGCUGAAGUACUUAAAUAUAUCCUCGUGCAAACUACCGUUGGAGGCAUUAAAACACCUGUUACUCGGUCUGGCGUGCAACGAAAGUACAGUUGGCCUAGAGCUUGAUAUGAGCGGAAACAACUUGGGUUCCAUGGGCGCACACGUACUGGAAUCGUGCAUUCACGGAGUUCGAUGUAUAGCAUCGUUGGAUAUAUCGGACAGUAACAUGGACGUCGAUUUGGCGCAAGUCGUGACGGCGGUCGGCAAGAACAAAUCGAUAAAGCAGCUAUACAUGGGACGUAAUACCGCCAGUAUGAAGAGCAAGCACAUAGCCGUCGUGAUGGACGCUUUGGUGCAGAUGCUUCAGGAGGACGAUUGCGUCCUUCAAGCAUUGCAUCUACCCGACUCUCGAUUGAAGGGCGAUCUCUAUAACCUGAUCAAUGCUCUUGGUAGCAACACGUGUCUACAUACCCUGGACAUUAGCGGUAAUCAGAUAGGUGAUCCUGGCGCGAGAUUGUUAGCGAAAGCGUUGCAAAUCAACAAUCAUUUACGGACCAUUAUAUACGACAAGAACAACAUCACGUUACAAGGCUACGCGGAUAUUGUUCACGCACUAGAGAAGAAUUUCAGCGUACGGCACAUGCCGUUUCCAAUUUACGAUCUACAACCUUGUAUGAAAACCUCCACGGAGAAAACGGAGCAGUUAGCCAAGAAGAUACAAGAUCUACUACAGAGAAAUGUCACGCCGUGCAAAUACAGCCACGGGCAGGCAUUCCGGUUGCAACAAGGAUUCCUAUUGAGCUCCACGCAGCAAAUGGUCGACAGACUCGUCGUUCAAACCCAGGACACCAUCAAAGCCCUCGCGGCUGAGAGCUGCGACGCUAAUAACGAUAUCAAUUAUGCGACAGGACUUAUACAAGAUGCGGAUAAUUCUAAACAGUUACUGCCAAGAUUGCACGAAGUGCUUCAGAGACGUGAUGAGAAUAAUCCAAUCGAGCUAAAGCUACACGAUAUGGCAAACGAACUUCAUAAAGUUAUUACAGUAUACCUACAGGAUUCUUUAGAUGCAAUGUUAAAGUGUGCGAAUGAGCAAUGUCCUACUAUACUUUCGCAAACGGUGAUCAGGGAUGAUGAAAGUGAUCCAAUCGCGGUACAAGACGAUCUUCGUAAUACAUGCAAAGAGAAAAACCAAAUCAAUAAUGAAUUCAUACAUACCACUGUUACCGAACAAGCUGGUGCAGAUAUUGUUAACAGAGUCAACGAGCUUAAUUUAGCUGUUGCGGCGCAUAUAUCUGAUAGGAUCACAGACGAGGUAAUCGAGUCAUUAUCAAGAAGUUAUAAAACUUUGAUUGGUGAUUGCGAUAGCCGAACAAGGAGCAGCACACCAGAUGUUUUACGACCUAGUGCUGGCUCGAUGAGUAGUGGAAGUGUGAUAGGCGUAACUAGCGCGAGCGGUAUCUCCAUGACUUUACCUCCUGGCAGAGCUAGCCUCGUAUCCGAAGAGGAUUGUCCGCCGGAGACAUGUUCGCUGGCAGAUUCCAUUGGCAUUAGCGAUCAAUCACCAAUGAAAUUGGAUUAUCUUAAUUUGGCGACGCCACAUCUGUCAAACAAGCGUAAAAGUCUACACGGAAGGAAAUUGAGACCCAAGUCCGUGGUGGACUCAGUAGAAGGAUUGUCCGCCGAUGAUAUACCGGAUCUCUUGCCGUCAUUGCCGAAGAGUCAAGCGGAAGCUAUUUCAGAAACCGAGCAUUCACUGACAGAGUCGUUAGAUUCCGUCUCGGAAUUGCCUAACACUGUGGGCCAGCAGUUGCAGCAUCUGGUCAAGUCUAGGCCGCGCAGAACGAAAACGCGAGCACCCACAAGGCCGAUGUUAAGACCGGAUCAACCGAUCGACGGUCUCGCCCUGGGCGAGGGUCUCGACGUGUUCUUCCGACCUACCACGCCUACCACGCCUUUGAUAUCGCCUACGAGCGACGACAGCUCUCUACAUACUUUCCCAACGGAUGGCAGUCCUAAUUUAUCGCUGACGAGUCACAAGAGCAUUCCACCCGAUAUGGAUAAGAAGCACAGCUGUAAUUCGCCGAUGCUGAAGACGCUUUUAGAACCCGCGCCACGCUCACGUUCCAGUGACAACUUGGAGAAAUUUUCCCCCCUCGUUGGCAGAAGAUCACAAGGUGAUUCUCCGCUUACCGCAUCACCGCUCGCCCGAAGAAAUACUACGGACAGCGCUCAAGCUCACGAGAGGUCCAAAGGCGAGACUUUCGCGAAGGAGACCUGUAACAGCGCCACUGCGAACGACGCGAGCGACGAUUCUAGACGCAGCACGCUGACAAACAUAUCCGGUAUGAGUCCGCGUAACUCGCAUGACAUCGACGACACUUUCGGAGCAAGCACAUCGGAGAGGGACCAGGAGAAUCGUAAAAAUGUCGCGAAGAAGUCCGCAGCCGACGCGGAUAAGUCAUCCUCGUCCGUCAAGCUACGGUCGACCGAUUUGAAAAGUCCGAUAAACGGUAACAACAGCAGCGGUACCAAGAGCACAUCCGAUUCAGCCAAGUCCCCCGUAUUGAAACCGUUGAAGAGUAGCGGGUCAACGAGCGACGGAAAGAGUAACGGCUCACUUAUGAAGAAUAAGCCUACCCCACCAGCGACAGCGCCUAAACCACGACCAUGGAGCAUGGCCACCGACCGAAAAUCCGGAGAAUUCAGUUUAUUGAGCGAUGGCUCUAGUCCGAACACCUCGGCCGGCAACACGCCUGAUUCCGGCGACGCUCUCGAUGAGUCGACCGACAGCGGUGUCAGCGGACCGGCCUCCUUGCCGCCGACGUUGUCGGCAAGCAGCACUGCGAGCUCAUUGAGCAACACGAGCGUAGAGAAAAGAUCGGUGAGGGAAUUGGCAGCGAGCUUGAACAAAAGUAAGACGGACAGGAAGGAGAACGAGCAUGCCACACCUGCAGCAUGGCGGUCGCUACUUCAACGUUCUGUCGAUCGAGCAGAUGCUAAGGUAACGGAAGUGCCGAAAACGGUUGAGGAAAGCCGUCUUAGUUUUAAGCUUCGUCGCACGUCAUUCUUGCGCGAUUCAAAUUUCAAUUACAACAACAACGACGUGGUGGAUGUCUAAUCGCACUUGGACGAUUGCAGCGUUGCAUAAGAGGUAUUUUCUUCCGUAUGCUGAAAGAGAUGCCGGCUAUCUGGCACACGAGAUAACAAGAUAACAGUACUCUUCGUCUUCGUGCCAUGGAAAGUUUUAUCGUGUAUAUAAAUAUACAUAUAUAUAAUACACCUCGACUGGGUUUUAACAUUAGAGACAGGGUACUGAAAGUUUUCACAACAACUAAAGUACUAAUCUGUUGUUAAGGUGGCAUUAGAGAAUCUUAUACUAGUUUUAUAUAUGACGUCGCGUGUUUACACGCAACCGUAAGUUUCGACUUAGUCACGUACUCACGUAUUAUUACCCAUAUACGCUUCAUCAUAUAUUUCAUGUACGAAGACCAAUUAUUUUUUAACCGCGCAUCUCGACCUUUUUAUUAAGAUACUUGACACUUCCAGUGAGAUUAAGCUUCAUUCCCUUAUAUGUGUGUGACAAGCGGUACGUUACGAUACCACUUAAAGAAUAUUAGCAAAAGCGUUCUCUCUAUUCUUCGAAGAUCCGUUUCGUUAUGUACAUACUUAUAUAUUGUUUGUCUACGCGUUUGAACAGCGAAAAUAGGACAAGACACAUCACAGUUUUAGCGAAACAUGCCAAAUCGUUUUCGCAUUAAGAUGUUAAGAACGGCGACUGAAAUAGGAUAAUACGUUACCUAAAAGAAGCAUGAGUGUCUUCCAAGAUCGUACAACAAUUUGCAGCAAUGACAUCUCGUGCAUACGUAUUCGUUCGAAAAGAUAACGUCCAUUAUAAUAUUUUUCCACUAAGCACGACAUGUCUUUUAAUCUGUGAUUAAUUCAUAAAAAUUAAUUUAAAAACGAUUCCAGAGUAGUUCCUGUUACACAACAAUACGUUUUACUAGAAAAAUGUAUUAGCAGGUAGAUCUUUUAGCUCAGUAAAUUCCAAAUGGCAGCUUUUAUUAUAUCUAUUAUGUAUAUUUAUGCAGCUAAUAUUUUCUAUGCCGGACGAUGGAAUUGAUCGCGUAUAAAAAUUUAUUCUUAAAGGAUAAUCUUUAGCGAAUAGAUCGAAUUUAUUUUGCCGCACAAGUUGAUGUCCGUUAUUUUACGGAAAUUCUGAGUUGAUCUCAACUUCUGACCCGUCAUGUGAUACUCCUCUAAAAUUUUUUCUUACUAUAAAAAUUGAAAUUGUAUUAAUCGAAUGAAGCGUUAACAAUCACAACGUAAAAUCUACCACGGAAAAUUUGUACGCGCAAUCACAGUCGCAUUUUUAACGUUAUUGACUGAGAACGUAGAACUCUACAUAUAUCUCGUCGUUCAAUUGAAUAGGAUUAACAAUGCAAGAUUAUUUAUCGAGAUACUUUGCCCUGCGGACUCUUUGGGGGGAGGAGGGAGGGAGGAACUUUUUUGUAAUGAAAACAUUUUUCGUAGACGUUAAAUCACUACGGAAGUAUAUAAUCACGUAUCGAAGACGUAUUUGCUCUUUUAUAUAACGACAAACGCGUGUACAUAUAUAUGUAAAAAAAAAAGAUUUAUGUAUAAUAAUAAGGAUGAGCGAAGUAGAUCGUGGGGAGUCCGCGAUUCUUGCCGAUUUGAAGCAAAGUGUAAUGUGGAAGGAGAAAGAUCGAAACGUCUCUUGUGAAUUUUUUACCACGCUUAAUUAUCAUCACGUAAUAUUGAUAUUGAUCCCUUAUACGAUGAUACAUAGAAUGUGAUCGUUGCAUCUUAUCAUGAUAUUAUCCAUUAACAGAGGAGAGCGUUCUUUUCCCUAAUGUUAAGCGAACGAGUAUUAAAGUAUCGUGUUAAUAAAAAUUAUUGUACGCGUGUGUGUGUGUGUGUGUGUAUGUUUGUCAGUGUAUAUGCGCACAUGUGCCGCAGGACAUAUUUAGGUUGUAAAAGCGAAAAAUGUACGUUUAAGAAAGACGCAAUUGUUCCAUCUAUAUGUGCGAGAUACGUGAGAAAUCGUUGUAUAGAUAUACAGGAUGUAUCAGAUACUUAUUAUAUCACUGUUAAUGACAGACUCUCGAGAUCAUUUUGAGUUGAAAAUUCUAAUACUAAAAUGCCAAGACUAUAAGUUUUUAUAAAUGAAAAACAUUUAAAGUUGGCCAAUGAAAUAUUGUCCGAAGUUCACGCGUUUAGGCAAAGCAUAUCGCACAGUAGUGAAAGUGAGUCGUAGAACGUCAAUUUCGAGAAUAUCCAAUCUUAUAUUUAAUUCAAAUUGCAAAAUGCAGCUUGCUGGCAGAUUGGCAGCAAAUUCGAUCAGAUUCCCUAAUGCAAAUCUAUAAUAAUCCGAAUCCACAUUAAGCUCGAGAUCUGUCGACAGAACCUGACGUUCUAUGCCAGCAGACUUUAUCUCUAGCGACAGUUUGCCGACAUCGUCAAGUAUUACUCUGUGUAAAAUUUGUUGCUUUUCUGCCAUCAAAAAUUGAUAGCAUACUCUGCUCAAAAUCUGUCUUUGCAGACAUGGGUAAGCUAUCUUGGUAAAAUUAUUUUAAGUGUAAUCUCAAGAUGCGAUAAUGUACGAUCAUCAGCUGGAUGUAUCUAAUCUUAAGUAAAUCCGGGACAUCUUAUAUAAUUAUGCAAUUGCAGAUAUACAUAUAGUAUAUAUAUAUAGAUCUUUAAAAGGAAAAAGCCUCGGUCCUAAAGCAUACCUCUUUUAAUUUAAUAUGCGGAUUCCGCAAAAACACGCGCUCUCAAACUUGCAUGGUCUACUAGAUAAACGUAAGAAAGUCUCGUAUUAAUACUUAAUCGAUCCGACGCGAGAGAUAAACUCUACUCGUAAAAUCGUUUUUGCGAUAUUUACUUUUAGGCACACGUUAGCCCCCAGCGCUUAUCGAGCUUGCCCUUAGGGCGAGAGAUUUCUAAAUACAGUCUCGUACAUUCGUUUAUUCGAGACUAAAAACUUACACGUAUAUACACGCGUCUUUUGUCGCGUUACGAGCGAUUUUUUUUUGUAUCCAGCGUAUACGCACUGUGAGAUACGUCGUUCGCGAGAGGAAAUUGAGCGUCACAUCGCAUCGUAAACCGACCCUGCCGAUUACUGUGCCAAAAUGUCUAUUAUACAAGCGACUACGCACAACUUUUAUACUAUUAGGACUCGCUCCAUUCUCGACCGAUUUUUCGACCCGCCACGUCGUUUGUAAUUGCAUCGUUUAAUUCGCUCGUGGACAGUACGAUUCCACAAUAUUGUAUAUAAUUGAGGACCCAAUAAUCUCAUUCCAUGACGUUACUUACUAAUAGAGGUUGCAUUACUUUCAUUCGUGUAUAUACAUACAUAUUUAUGAAACACACACACACACACACACACAUACACACAGUAUAUAUACAUACAAGAGGAUCGAAAAGAGAAGCAGGUGCAUGCGCGUGGGUGAUGUAGAGUGUGAUAUAUCGCAUAUUUAAAUCUUCCCUGAUACACAUUCCUGUAUGCAUUACACGAUGCAUUUCUAUAUAUAUACGAAUGCAAAAAAAAUUACGCGAAAUGCACGUCGAAAUAUAUCGUAAAUAUUAAUAUCUCGAUUGCGCCGAUGUUGCGCUUAAAUAAAUGCGACGAUCGAAUGAUCCAGCGAUGUUAACAUUUGCAAUCUAUUUUGCCGGACAGCUUAAUAGAAGCGCGAUAUUAAUCCGUUAACAAAUAAAAUAAAGAUUCAUAACAGUA